Phyllotreta striolata is the source of this 2688-nucleotide messenger RNA. NCBI's taxonomy places the organism in Eukaryota, Metazoa, Arthropoda, Insecta, Coleoptera, Chrysomelidae. The record is from the annotation of a GenBank genome assembly.
AUGAGUAACUCGUUCGCCCGCGACCAUUGCAAAAUCGCAAUGUCGAAGAUUUUGCAAACCAUCGGAUGGCACUCCAUCAAUUCGACCCCGCUGGAGGUGCUCACCGACUUGCUCGUUACUUAUUUGAAGCAAGUCACCCAACUUACGAGCGAAUACGCUACCGAAUUCGGCAACACCGAGGCAAAUCUGGAUCAUCUCGGAUUGGCAUUUAGAGAAAUGGGCAUAAACUUGGCCGAUCUAGAUGAAUAUGUAACGUACGUUAAUUUUUGCCCUUCGGCUUUGCCAGUUCCGAAAUUUCCAGUACACAAAGAAGAUAAUCUGAAUUUUUUGAAACCGGGAAGCCAGGAAGUCGUAAUGAGGCCGGUGCACAUCCACGAGCAUUUGCCUCCGAUGCAUCCGCUAUUGGAAACCGAAAGCGAAUCCAAAGCGGAGGAAAAGGAACAGAUCAAGGAAGAGGUAAUCGAUGAAACUCCCGCUCCGAGCGUUCACCAAUUCAAAAAACCCACCGAUAUAUCGCCCGAGUUCAGGCGCUUGAAGCGCGACGAUGAAAGUUCUCGACCCACUCGAGAACUAAGCAGCGUAAUGAUGACUACCUCGGGCUUUUUGUCCCCCGCUCGCGAAGGGAAACUUCCCGAAGCGAAAGCCCCUUUACCGCCGCCACCUCCUGAACCCGUAUUGCCCCCGAUGACGCAGACUCCUCUACUGGCCGCGCCGGCCGCUUCGCAUUCGGAGCCCCCCGUCAAGAAGAAAGCGGAGAAACGCGAGAGGAAAACCAACAAAGAUCUAUUCAAGCCCACUCCCGAGGAGAAAUUGCUGAAGAAGAACGCCAUGAAGGAGGUGGCGAAGAUGAAGCAAAAGGCCGCCGCCGCGGCCGCCGCAGCGGCGGCGGCGGCUAACGACGCGAAUCUACCGCAGAAUUUGUCUUCGCAACUGCCCCUCUCGUUCCUUCAAUCGCCUAAAAUGAACGAAUUAAAAGUUAGCCCCGUGCCGCCUUAUAAAAUGCUCCACGAUAGCUCUGACAAAGUUUUGGCCGCCGCUAAAGCCAAAACCGAGAAAUUAAAUACGACCAUUACGCCUAUACCGUCGAAAUCGCAGAAUUUAUCCGGCCUGCCGAUGCCCACGCAACACGUCGAGAAGUUGUACAACGAACCGGACCGGCAAAAAAUCAACAUACUAAGGAAAAUUUCGAACGUCAAGGAGAACAAGAAGAAAGACCAACGACCGGGUUCCAGCAACAUGGUUAUGGACGAGUCCACGGACAUUGUGAACAAGAUAAAUCUACCUAGCGACAUUACCAUAGAGCCGUUGUACUUCGACGAUGGUUCACCGCCCGGUACGCCUUCCACGCCUAGAACGCCGGAGAUAACGAUGCACCAAAGCCCUCCGAUUCAAAAGGAGAAGAGAAAACGCAAGGAAAACAAGAACAAAGUGAAACGUCCGAAGAAAUCGCAACAGCCCCAUUUGAAUUUCACCCAAUCGGAGGUUCUGGACAUCAUCGCGAACAGACCGAAAACGCCCGAACCGCAUUUGAAUCACAUACGACCGCCGAUUCCACCGCACAUGGGCCUGCCGUUCCCGUUUCUGCCGAAUUUCGGCGGCCCGGGGCUGAUCCCGUCGCAGAUCAACCCGAUGUUUCCGUUCGCGCAUUUGGGAAACUUGCCCAACUUCGGCAAGAACCCGUAUUUCCCCUCCGGAUUGCCCAAUAUGCCGCCGCAAAUGGAACCCGCACCUCCAACGCCUAAGGUAAAAGAACCGAAGGAAAUAUCCCCGGCCGAAGUGAAACCGGUCGAUAACGUGGCUACGCAACCGUCCAAUCAACCACACGCGCCACUACCAGACGCCCUUUUCAGCCCCUCUAACUUACAAUCUAAACCGUUCAUGCCUCUGGACGCCACCCCGAAGAAGAGCAAAGAGCACAAGAAAGAAAAGAAGGACAAAAUCAAGAAGAAGAACAAGAAAGACAAGGUGAAAGAAAAGGGCGAGAAGAAGAAGGUAAAAGAACCGAAAAAGGAAGGCAAGGAAAAAAUCAAAAAAGAGAAGAAAAUCAAAAAGAAAGACAAGCUCGACAAAGAAGAGAGGCUGCCGGAGAAUCCGAUCAUACCGAAGAUCCUGCUCAAAGUCAAUUCACCCUCGCCGAGGCCCGAAACUCCCGACAUCAACAGAAAACUGAACAUCAAACCCGUCGUUAAGAAGGACGACGACGACGAGGACAGGGAGCGGAAGCCGCGCGACCCGUCGCCCGGCGGCCUCGCGAAAUUCUCCCCGUUGGUGACCGGCCCGCCGAAGACCAAGACCCUGUCGCCGCUGCCGCCGGCCGACAAGCACCCGGCGGAGGAGGCGCCGCCGGCGCCGCAGACGCCGCGCACGCCCGGCCGCCCCCGCUUGCAUCCGCUCAAGCCGAAGGCGCCGCCGAAGCCGAAGAAGGUCGAGCAGCAGCCGUUCAAGAAGAUCGACGAGCAGGGCAACGAGGUGUGGAUAUGCCCGUCGUGCGGCGUGCAGGACGACGGCCGGCCGAUGAUCGGGUGCGACGGGUGCGACGCCUGGUACCAUUGGGUGUGCGUGGGCAUCCAGGUGCCGCCCGACGAGAACGAGAACUGGUACUGCAAGCCGUGCUUGGCCAGGAAGAACGAGGACCUGCAGUCGGAUAAGAAGAGGAAGAGGAAACGGAAGGAGAAGAAGGAACAUUGA